GGCUCGGCCCCGCUGGAUGCGCUGUCCCCCCUCUGGCGGCGGGGCGGAUGGUGCGGCCCGGCCGGCGCGUCCCGUUGCCGGGCGCGGCGGGGCCGCCAUGGCCGCAGCGGGGCCGGCUGCCUGCAGUUUGUGUCUCUCCUUAAGGCUUUUGAGAUCCCUGCCCCGUGAAAGCACCUGUGCCAUGUGUGAGGAAACAUCGUUCCUUAAGCGCAGAAUCUCAGUCCUGAGGUUUAUUGUCACUGCUGUGUGAGAUUCAGGAAGCCCUUCAGAAGUUUAAAAUGGAAAGAAACAACUUGAAAGGAAAUGCAGAAGCCGUGGAUUUUUGUGACCUCCGAAAAGCACCUGAAAGGACUGAACUUGGGCUGAGAAAGCAUGCUGAAAAUUAUUUCAGUGUUAUAAAUGGCCAAGAGUUAACUCUUUCUUCAGCUGGUAAUAAAGAAGUAAAUCCCAAAGAGCCCCCUAAGUGCAGGAAUCCUGCUCCUGGUGCCUGUCAGGAGCAGCUGGUUCUGCCGCGCGUGGAGCCCGUGGCUGUGCAGGGCAGCAGCAUCCCAGCCCCACGAGCGUGCCAGGGCCCUCAGCAGCAGGUGGAAAUGGAUUUUAAAAUUAUGCUUGACCCAGAGAACGUGGAUAAUAAAGCUGGUUUAAAACAUCCCAACGAUGAGACCAGGCUGCCACUUAUAGCUAAGAAAAUAUCUGCUCCUGUGUGCAGUCAGAAGACAGGGAAGGAUCCCACAGGCACCAGCCCUUGGGCUUUGCCUGCCUUUCACUCCCUGGGCUCUCCCUUCCCCCUGGUGGAACAGGACACCCCAAGAGGUGCCCUGAGCCUCAGUGGCCAGAGGCUCAUCCUUCCAGCAGCACAGAGAGCUCUGCCAGCCCCUCCUGCUGUGCCCAGAGCAGCUCCUUUCCCCGAGUUCCCCAGGCAGCACAAGAAAUCAGCCCGGGGAGAGAUCAGUGGCAGGCUGGACCCUGAGAACACAGACACCAUCACCUUCCCAAAGGCAAAGGAAGCCAUUUAUGGCACACAUUCCUCUAGUAAAGGGAACAUUGCACCACUCCCAUCCAGCAAUUCCAUGGUUUCAGCAAGGAAGUCAAAGCCAGAGUGGAGGUGUCCAGCUCAGCAGUUGGAAUCUGAGGUGCCCAUUCCCCCUCAGACACAGCCCCCACAAACAGCUCAGCCCUUCCAGGAUCCCUGCUUGGAUUGGGACAGUGCUGUUCACCAGAAAGCUCCAGGUGUUCUGGCCCUCCAGCACCUCCAUCAUUCCUCUUGUGGGAGCAUUGUGGGGUUUUUGGAACCCACAGAGAAGCUCCUCAAAGACCCCUCUGUCCCCUCGGCCACCAUCAACAGCCAAAAGUUGGCACAAAUCACCUCGGGCUUGGAUUUUAAAGAGAAUCCCACCAAAAGUGACGUUUUGUCAGUGAUGAAGAACCAGUCAGGUGUGGGAAGGAGCCCAGCCCGAGCUGGGCGUCCCCGCAGAGGCCGGGGGGGCGGCGCAGGGAGGCAGAGGGGGGCUCCCAGCCCCAUGCCAGGCUCAGGGCAGCAGCAGCAGUGGGCAGCAGGUGUGAUCAGCGCUUCCUGGCGCUCCCGGAAUCUCCUGGCACGGCUGAGGAGCGCCCUGAGGGGAGCACGCCGCAGACACCUGGAGAAUUUCCACAGCAGGGCCAAGCAUCUGGCAGCCAACUGGAAUCGCAUCAGGACCUCCAGGAGGACUAUUAUCCAUAUCCCAUCAUUAGGGUAUUCCCAGCACACCCGUGAGCACAUCCCUGACCUUGCUGUCCAGCAGAACGUGCAGAUGGGGAGGCUCUGUGACAUCCUGGAUGCCAACGUGGACGUCAUCUACAUCUGCCCCCUUGCUCUGAGUGAGGAGUUCCUGCAGUAUUACCAUAAACUCCUGGGUCUGCAGGCAGCUGUUAGAUCUGGGAACCCCGAGGACAUGGCUGACCUGCAGGACAGGUUCAAAAUUCUCACCCCUGAAGCUAUAAACAGCUUCCCCGAGCAUCACAUGUGCCUGGCCAGUGUGCUCAAGUACAGCCCCAGGACCUUGCAGAGGCUGCAGCUGCUGCUGCAGGGCAGGGAUGCCUACGUGGUCGGGGGUGUUCCCCACCUGGAUGAUCUGGCUGUGGCUGACCAGCUCCAGGUGCCACUUUUGGGCCCAGAGCCAGCAGUGGCUCAGCUCUACAGCACCAAGUCUGGCAGCAAGAGAAUCUUUGCCAGUGCUGGAGUGCCAACCCCUCCUGGAGAGUGGGACAUCCACAGCAGGGAGCAGCUGCUCCGUGCCCUCAGCCAGCUCGUCCUGGACAAUUUGGAGGUGCAGCGCUGGCUCUUCAAGGUGGACGAUGGGCGUGCAGGAGAUGGCACUGCCUUCUGUGAUGUCACCUCCCACCUGGAAUGCUACCCCUGGAUCCAGAGGGAACGGCAGGAACACGGCGCCGAGGUGUGGAGUGAGAGCCAGGCUCGUCAGAUUUCCUACCACUGCCUUCAACAUCUGCCACGCUUGGUCUUAAUUUUGUCUUGCAACUGCCUAAGAAAACCUUUACAAAAUUCAUCUUGCAGAAGGGAGCUAGCUUUGGUGAAGAUCUCCCAGGAGCUGCCGGGCCUUUUAGCACAGCACGUACAGCCAGUCAAUGAGAAACGAUUCCCUACAUGGGAAAAAUUCCUCCAAACAUUUCUUACUCAAGGGGGGGUGAUCGAAGCCUUCCCGUCCUCGGGCAGCGUCACCAACCUGACGGUGGAUCUGCUGAUAGAGCCGACGGGGGAGCUGACACUGCUGUCAUCUGGAGACCAGCUCCACGCUGAGGGGCCCCUCAGAUCUUCUGGCACCACCAUCCCACAGCGUUCCGUGGAUCCUGAGCUUCUCAAGGCUCUCUGCCUGAAAAUUGGGGAGGCCUGUAAAUCCAAAGGAGUGCUCGGCUACUUCUCUGUGGACUUCGUGGCUUUCACCCAUCCCCAGACGAGGGAGCAGCAGGUGUGGGCAACAGACCUUGACCUUUGCUACAGUGACCAGCUGGCCCUGAGUCAGCUCCUGGUGUACCUGACAGAUGGAAAUCUGGAUUGUGGCUCCAGCAUCCUGCAAGCACCUCUGGCAGCACAGGAAAGCAAAAGCCAAGGGGUUCAGCACGAGGGGACAAAACCUCCUGUCCCCAGCAGCCCCUGGUGUGCCGUGGUCAGCAGCCAGCUGAGGCACUCCAGCCUCUCAGGGAUCUCCUACAACCUCCUCCUCCACACCUGCAAAGCUCGUGGGAUUGGAUUUGACCUCCAGGCAAAACAGGGAACAGUUUUUGUGUUGUAUGAAGACCAGAAGCGACACAGCCUGGGAAUGAUAACAAUCGGAGAGGAUCUCCAGGGGGUCCUCCUGACCUUUGCUCGCAAUCUCUUCAUCAUCCAUCAAGAAAUAUCAGCACCUAAUAUGCAAGGCGAGACCAAUUUUAAGAUGGCAAUUCGAGAUAUUGAAGCAAUUCUAGGAGUUACAGCAGAAAACAAACUGAGAUUGGAAGAAGAGCAACCUUGGGAAGCAGAUGCUCUGAAAGAAUAGUUAACAGAAAAUGUUCAAGUGCCUCAUUCCUUAUGCUUCUGGAAAUGCUUCCUCAUCUGUAAGAACAGGUUUGCUUUUCCUUCUGAGCUGUGUGUGAAGUGACAUUAACUGAGACAGAAAAUCUCUGUGGUUCCUGCCUGUGCCAUUGGGAACAUGCCACCUUUCUUGUUGGAAAGGAUCAUCCUAA
Passer domesticus (house sparrow) is the source of this 3717-nucleotide messenger RNA. It is a transcript of the gene IQCH, whose product is annotated as IQ motif containing H. NCBI's taxonomy places the organism in Eukaryota, Metazoa, Chordata, Aves, Passeriformes, Passeridae. The record is from RefSeq and is a predicted model, not a curated record. Bases 279 to 3530 code for a protein of 1083 amino acids. The transcript is spliced from 23 exons.